This is a messenger RNA of Nilaparvata lugens (brown planthopper), 686 nucleotides long. RefSeq lists its product as uncharacterized. NCBI's taxonomy places the organism in Eukaryota, Metazoa, Arthropoda, Insecta, Hemiptera, Delphacidae. The record is from RefSeq and is a predicted model, not a curated record. The transcript has 6 exons. The coding region runs from base 105 to 554 and encodes 149 amino acids.
GAAUCAUGUUGUGAUAUUGCUGCUUCCUUUGAAAGUCGAUUCUUGUUCACUUGACUCAUUGAUUGGGAUCUUCUAGUAUGGUUUAGGAUUCAUAAUUACCAACCAUGAGUUGCUACGCAGUAGAGGAUGGUAGUUGGCAAGUAUGCACUCUAUCUCUACGAACAGGAACUAUCAUCAUUGGUUGGCUGGAUAUUAUUUAUGCAAUAAUUAGAGGUAUCGUUGCAACAGUUCGGCUUGGGGACUGUGGAGGAGAAAAUGGAAUAAGUGCUUUUAGUUGCGGUGUGUUCGUAACAAUUUCACUAUUAGCAUUGCUUGAAUUCAUCGUGUCUUUCACACUAUUGUGGGGUGUCAGAAAUAGACUUUUCCCAAAAAUCCAACUAUGGGCUCCAGCGCAAAAGAUUCUCUUGAUUCUGUACCUGCUUGUAUUCAUUCUAUUAUGCAUUCUAAGAAUCAAUUGGGUUCAAAUUUUGUUUCUCAUCAUUUUCCAUCCUGUCAUCAUUUACUUCAUACCAGUCGUUAGUAGUUAUGCUGAAAGCCAAAAUGAUUCAUUCUAAGUCAAAACUGAUAACUUAUCACCACAGAGCAAAUCACUGUUAACAUCACAGAACAAAUAGCAUAAACGUAAUAUAUACUUUGUAAAAUUGGUUUGGAAUCUAUUUAGGAAAUAAAUUUUAUUGUUUAAAUAA